Messenger RNA from Vittaforma corneae ATCC 50505, 1764 nucleotides. RefSeq lists its product as uncharacterized. Gene Ontology annotation, molecular function: ribosome binding; GTP binding; GTPase activity. The transcript has a single exon. Gene Ontology annotation, cellular component: ribonucleoprotein complex; cytosol. The annotation marks the transcript as partial. NCBI's taxonomy places the organism in Eukaryota, Fungi, Microsporidia, Nosematidae. The record is from RefSeq and is a predicted model, not a curated record. Gene Ontology annotation, biological process: cytosolic ribosome assembly.
AUGUCCAACUCCAAAAUAACAAGUAUUAUAGCACACAUAGACCAUGGAAAAACCACACUACUCGAUAGCAUCAUUGCAUCCACUGGAUAUUUUUCAAAGUCGCUGGUGGGCAGUCUUAGAUACUUAGACAGUAGAGCAGAUGAGCAAGAGCGUGAAAUAACGAUGAAGCUCAGCCCAAUAAAACUCAGCAAUGGGCAUGUGUUCAUUGACACUCCUGGCCAUGUUGAUUUUGAAAAUUUGCUCUUCAGCUCCUCUAUCCUGAGUGAUAACCAUAUAAUUCUAGUUGAUGUGAAUGAGGGAAUAACACCACGAACCUACAGCCUAGUAAAAUUCAUAAAUAGAGACAGAUGUGUACUCGUAAUCAACAAAAUAGACAAGUGUUCCGACUUUGAAACAGUAGACCUCGUUCUAAUGCAGAUUAACGGGAUGCUGGGUGAAGAAGUCUUUGGAUGGCAAAGGAAUAAUAUAGUUAUAAGCUCGGCAACGCUAGGCGCAGGGAUGUCCCAUGGAACAUUUAGAUUUUCGCCCAAAAAUACUCUACAGCAAGCUUUUAAGACCUUUAAAACUUUGAAUGCCAAGAUUGAUAAAAACGAUGUUGAUCAAAUCAUUAAAAAGUAUGGCAUCAAGUUCGCAAACAAAAAGAUAAUUUUCAGCACAGUGAUGCCACUCUACGAAGCCAUAUUUAACACAGUGGACCAUAUCUAUGAACGCAUUGAUUUGAGCGUCUUGAAACCAUUGAAAAUAGAUGAGUCAUCCAAACUAAACACCACAGACGUUAAUGAGCCUGACUGGUUUAGAAUAGACAAUGAGCUUUUCAGUGUUUCGUUUGAAAAUAGACCGUCUUUCUAUGGUAUUACAACAUACGGCGUCCUUAGGAACCGAAAUGAAUUCAAAAGAGAAAAUGUGAUCCAGUUGAUGAAAAUACUUGGUGGAAAAGUCACAAAAGGUGAUAGGCUGUACUCGUGUUCUGACAAUGAACAAAGGUAUGUAGUCCUGGAUGAGAUUUAUGAUUUCUCCAUUGAUGGCUAUACAAAGGUAAUAUCUUUUGAAGGCCCUGGCUUGGUCUACGUUGGUGGAGACUUUUUGAAGAAUUCAAUUAUAUCAACGGAGCCGGCAGUCUUUUCACUUAAAAGAGUCCCCACUCCAUUUUUCUGUUCAAGGCUGAUUUUGAAGGAUCUUGCAAAAAUAGACGACCUGAAAUCAGUUAUACGUGCUAUAUCGUUUACCGAGCAGAAUCUCAAGGUAAAGCUCAACAAGUUUUCUGAGUUUGAAUUUAAAUGCAGUGGGAAUGUCCAGUUCGAGAAGAUAUGCUAUGACUUGAAAGAGUGCGGAUUCGACUUCAUGACUAAGGAGUCGAAGAAAGAGUUUAGAGAAUUUGCAACGAAAAUUGCUAAAAUAAAGUGUGCAGAUGCAUCCAUUGGGCUAGAAGUUAUUAUUGGGCCGAUUUCGUUAUUUGAUAAAAGCCUUAAAGCAGAGCUGGGCAUUAAAGACCAAGAUCCAAGGAUUAAGUUUUCUGAACCAAAAAACAAUAUUUAUUGCAUCGAUGGUGAAAAUGACAACCACAUAAUCGAAAGUGUCCUGGAUAUUUUCACAGACUCUGGACCCGUUAUAAAAGAAAGGAUUAUCAAUACAUUUUUCUAUAUAAAGUCCAGUAAAGACAUGAAUAUUAUGUUUUUCAAUACAUUGAAAAAUGCACUCUCAGAUCUUUAUCUCCAGACAGACCCAUCAAUAUGCCCACUCUGCCUUUCUAUACUGUUCUCUGUG